CCGUUCAGCACAGAGCGGCGGGGCAAGCUUGGGGGUCAGUGGGCUAAGAGCUAUCAACCCACCGAGCUGGGUGGGCGCGAACCAAAUACUGGUGGGGGGUAGCCGUGCCCGCGUGUCAAUCACGUUCUGAUGAUGCAAAACGGUUGAUUCAAUACAAACAUCCCAUGGUUGCAAUCGCGAACAAGGACCUCUCAGAAAUCUCGGACAAACGAUGCAGCCCUGAAGGCUGUCCUGGUCUGCCUGGCGCUUGUAAAGGCUGUUGAACAAGCCGGUAAGGCCAGCCAAGGUUGCCAAGCCACCACUAGGUCACCGUCUUGUCGGGUCUUCAAGUCAAUAACUUCAUGGUACCUACCUAGACGAGAAAGACGAGCUAAACUCUACCGGUUAGUGCGUGAAACCUUCCGCCGCGGACUAGGCCAGGAUUAUCGAGAGCAGUCAGGCAAGAUACCUAGGUACAUUAGGUACCUGCCUGGAAAGAUAAACAGCGUUUGAUCCUGUCUUAACCUGACGGAUAAUGGUGGGGUGGUUUACCCUCGUAUGGUGCAAGAGCCAUCAAUAGAAGAUGAAAGAGAGAGGGAGGCCAAGAGGGCGACAGCGACAACAGUAACAGAAAAAAGUAACAGCGAUCGGCGAUUGAGAGUGGAUUUCAUAUGCCGGCCAUGUGUCUGAUAGUCCCAGCAACGUUUGCUGGCCCCUGGCGGGUUGAGAGAAUUAGCUUCAGGUGUGCAAGGAGCUAGCAAAUCGAGCACGUAUGGUGGUGGUACUUCCUGCUUGUCGCACAAACCACGACUUGACGGCUCACGGGCAUACGUGGUGUCGCUCGAAACGACCUGCCAGUCGGUGAGGAUGCCUGCUUCCAUGCCCAUCCAUCCAAUCUCAAUGAUCCCGGCUCACUCGGAGCAUGGAGCUACCCGAUAGACAAGGCUAUCCUCGAGACUAGGUAGUUCUAGACUUAGCUCUGGUAGCUGCAAGCUAUCUUGUUUUUAUUGUUUUAAUGCGCCGUUUUGUGCCACCCCCAUAAAACCUUGGAGCUCUGCUGCUUGCAGUUGCCUUUUCAGUCGAUGCUUUGCUCGUUCCUGAGAAAUUUGGCAGGUAAAACGCCUCGCACUGAUCUUUCCCCUCCCCCGAUGUCUUGAGGCUUUCUCUUGCGACAUCGACGCGACGCUUACCAUCCAUCUCUGCACGGCCUCAACUUGCGACGACGUCAACGAAACCUAACACAUACAACAAACGAACGCACCACUUGGUCCGUCUAGGAACAGACCUUAGCCGAAUGACCUGAUUGAUUCCGCAAAACAUUUUGAUCGAUUUUGAAUCUGGCCUAGUUAUUUCCCUCUUUUCAAGAUUACGCUACAACUCGCUACAUUGCUUUUUUUCAUUGCUUUGCUGUCUGCCGCCGACACCACUCAGAGCCCGCGCUCAAACGUCUUGCAAACCUUGCAGCAGUUUGGAUCGCACCCACAUGUGGAACCCGUUGAGGCGGGAUUAGUGUUGGAGCUCCCCCAGGCCGCUACUCCACCUACUGUAUUUAUAUCUCCUUACGCGGGGCUCCAGUCUUGCCCGCUUCUCUCUCCGACAUGAUACCAAGGACAAUGAUUUCCAACGAGGUGUACUACCUACCUCUCAACGACGAUGGGUCGCCCCAAGUCCAGGGCGAGUACAUUUACCUCGCGCCUAAGUCGAACGAGCCGUUUACCAUCAGGUUUGCCAUAGAGGGCACUUCGAGCAUCUGUCGUCAAGGCAGCUUGUGGGUAAAUAUUCCGGAGCCAGGAGUAGAGUUUCGCAGAGAUCAGUUCCGAGAGUUCAAGCUUGUGCCCGACUUCAAUCGAACAAUCGAAAUCUCGAUACCUGUCCACCUGCCUGGCGCUUAUGCCUUCUACACCACCUACGCCAAGCUUCCUGAGCUCGAGCAGACUGCAGGUGCCGAUUCCUCACCAUCAUCGACCGACAAGAACAAGACACAGCUGUACUACAUCGAUGUCGCACCGAGGCUGCAGCUCGACGGGCGGCCGCUGCCUCUGCCCGCCUUGUCAAUCUUCUCAGUCAUUAGCAAGUUCAUGGGCAAAUACCCCAAUGACUGGGAGCGUCACCUUCGAGGGAUUAGCGACCGCGGUUACAACAUGAUUCAUUUCACACCGCUGCAGACACGCGGAACUUCCAAUUCACCAUACAGUCUGUACGAUCAGCUCAGCUGGGACCCAGAAUGCUUCCCCGAGGGUGAGAAGGACAUUAAGAAACUUGUCGACAGUCUGGAGAAGAACCAUUCUCUACUGAGCUUGACCGACAUUGUCUUGAAUCACACCGCGGACAACAGCGAAUGGCUCCUGGAGCAUCCUGAGGCUGGCUACAAUUUGACAACGGCGCCAUGGCUUGAGCUGCCAUUCCUCAUCGAUACCAAACUUCUCGAGCUUGGCUUCAACCUGGCUAAGCUCGGUCUGCCGACAGAGGUCAAGUCAGAGGCUGAUGUUCUGGCCAUCAUGGAUGCUGUCAAGAAGGAGGUCAUCAGCGCCAUCCGCAUGUGGGAGUACUAUGUCGUAGACGUGGAAUCCAACGCGGAAGUCGCCGCGGAAGCCUGGGCUGCCGGAAAAGGCUCCUUCCCCGACGGCUCCCUUGGUACUGAGGGUCCUGCCGGCCUCAAGUCCGCCAGCUUGUCAGAACGGGCACAGUUUGUCAUCAAGUAUGGCCUUUCAGGAACUGACCGGAUGGGUGAGCGGUUCAGGCGAAAGGUGGUACCGGAAGUAGCUGCUGGCGUGCUAGAUGCGCUGCUCGGGCGACCUGAGGGUCACCAAGGUCCAGACUCUGGUGCUGCUCGGCAGAAGAUGAUCGAAAUUCUUCAGGCCGUCAAUGUACCCUUCUACGAAGAGUACGACAAGGACAGUGCCGAGAUUCUUGAGCAGACUUUCAAUCGGAUCAAGUACGUACGUUUGGACGAGCACGGCCCGAAGCUGGGACCGAUAAACGAGGCAAACCCACUAGUGGAGACUUACUUCACCCGUCUACCCCGAAACGAGAAGACGGCCAAGCACAAGAAGGAGGAUCUCGUCCUCGUCAACAAUGGCUGGGUAUGGGGUGGAAACGCUCUCGUUGACAACGCAGGACCAGAUUCCCGUGUCUACCUUCGUCGCGAGGUCAUUGUUUGGGGCGAUUGUGUUAAGCUGCGCUAUGGCGCUGGUCCUGAGGACAGCCCAUACCUUUGGGAUCGGAUGACAAAGUACUCGCGAAUGCUCGCCAAAUACUUUGCUGGUUUCCGUAUCGACAACGCGCAUUCCACGCCUAUCCAUGUCGCCGAGCACAUACUGGAUGAGGCUAGGCGAGUGCGCCCCGACCUGUACGUGUGUGGUGAGCUCUUCACUGGAAGCGAGGAAAUGGACUACGUCUUUGUGAAGCGACUCGGGCUGAGCUCGUUGAUCCGAGAAGCCAUGCAGGCAUGGAGCACUGGCGAACUCAGUCGUCUCGUUCAUCGCCAUGGCGGUCGCCCGAUUGGUAGCUUCGAGGUAGACGAGGUUUCUAGGGGCGACGCCUCGCCGACCUCGCCGCACCCCCAAUCACCCCAGGUUAAUGGUGGAACGACGGAUGAAAUGUGGUCCUCGCGGGAGAUCAUUCGCCGCAUCAAACCGUCGCCCGUUCAGGCUCUCUUCAUGGAUUGCACUCAUGACAACGAGGUUCCAGCACAGAAGCGCGAUGCGAGAGAUACUCUACCCAACGCUGCACUGGUCAGCAUGUGCGCGAGUGCCACCGGUAGCGUCAUGGGCUAUGACGAAAUCUAUCCCAAGCUCGUAGACCUGGUCAAUGAGACCCGCCUAUACACCUCCGAGUCAUCUGCUCGUGAAGUUAAGGUCGGAAGCGGCAAAGGUGGAAUUGGCGGGCUGAAAAAGCUCAUGAACCAAAUUCACACUCUGAUGGGCAAGGAUGGAUAUGAUGAGACGCAUAUCCACCAUGAGGAUCAGUACAUUACAGUCCACAGGGUGCACCCCCAGUCACGGAAGGGAUACUUCCUCAUUGCCCACACUGCCUAUCCCGGAUAUGGCAACGGCAACGGUGCCUUCAAUCCCGUUCAUCUCACGGGAACCAAGGUCAGGCACCUGGGUAGUUGGACACUCGAGGUGGACGACAGCGAGGAAGCGAGGAAGAAUGUGUUGGAAGACAAGAAACAUCUUCGCGGACUUCCCAGCCGUGUGAUUGACCUGCCUGGCAUUCGCAUGGAAGUCAAGGGCAGCGACACGGUCAUCACCGUUCGUGAUCGGUUCCCCCCUGGCAGUAUUGCCUUGUUUGAAACCUACAUCCCUGCCGCCGAGCACUCGGCCGGUCUGGACACUUAUGUUACUUCGCAAGCGCAGGAUGCCUUUGCCGGACUGAACCUAAUCGACAUGAACUUUAUGAUGUACCGAUGCGAGGCCGAAGAGCGCGACUGGAGCGGGGGAAGCGACGGCGUCUACGGUAUACCUGGUCAUGGCAACCUUGUAUACGCCGGUCUCCAGGGUUGGUGGAGUCUCCUUGAGGGUAUAAUCCGCGACAACAACCUCGCCCACCCCUUGUGCCAGAACCUCCGCGAAGGCCAGUGGGCUUUGGACUUCAUCAUCGGUCGACUUGAGCGUGCCUCAAAGACACCAGAGUUCUCUCGACUCGAAAAGCCUACGCGAUGGCUGAAGGAUCGCUUCGAUGCCAUUCGUGGCAUCCCAAGCUUCCUACUUCCUCGCUACUUUGCCCUGGUCAUGCGUACGGCGUACAUGGCCUGCUUUGAACGUAGCGUUUCGCUGAUGAAUGAGAAUGUGGCCAAGGGUCAGUGGUUUCUCAAGAGUCUUGCCAUGGUCAGUACACAGGAGACGGGUAUUGUCAAAUCGGCGUCGCUCUAUCCCGACCAUCUGGUCCCCUCGUUGGCUGCUGGCUUGCCGCACUUUGCUGUCGAUUGGGCAAGAUGCUGGGGCAGAGACAUUUUUAUCUCGCUGAGAGGCCUGUUCCUCGGCACGGGAAGAUUCGAUGAGGCCCGGGAACACAUACUCGCCUUUGCAAGUGUUCUCAAGCACGGCAUGAUUCCCAACCUACUAGGUGCUGGACGUACACCCCGAUACAAUGCCCGCGAUUCAAUCUGGUUCUUCCUGCAGUGUAUCCAAGACUACACUCGCUUGGUGCCAAACGGCCUUUCCCUGCUGGACGAGAAGGUGAAGCGUCGUUUCCUUCCUUAUGACGAUACAUACUUUGACGCUGAAGAUUCUCGUGCCUACUCCACACAGAGCACUAUCCGGGACAUCAUACAAGAGGCUCUGCAGCGUCACGCGAGUGGAAUGUCUUUCCGCGAAGCCAAUGCCGGACCCAGUUUGGAUAUGCAAAUGAGCGAUAAAGGCUUUGAUCUCGAGGUUAAAGUCGAUUGGGACACGGGAUUUGUUCUCGGUGGCAACCAGUUCAACUGCGGUACUUGGAUGGACAAGAUGGGUGAGAGCGAAAAGGCUGGGUCCAAGGGAGUUCCCGGCACCCCCCGCGAUGGCGCAGCCGUCGAGAUCACAGGUUUGAUGUACAGCACAGUCAAGUGGGUAGCCAAGCUGCACUCAUCGGGCGAGUUUCCAUACAGCGGUGUGAGCAAGGCUGCCGUCGGUCCCGAUCAGGACCCCAAGAGUGUCAACGUGGACGUGUCGUAUGCGGACUGGGCCGAGCUUGUCAAGUCCAACUUUGAGCGCUGCUAUUUUGUCCCGCUCGAUCCGUCGGAGGACUCGAAGUACGAUGUCAACCCAUCCGUCAUCAACCGUCGUGGCAUCUACAAGGACCUGUACCGAUCCGGCAAGGAGUAUGAGGACUACCAACUCAGGCCGAACUUCCCCAUCGCGAUGACGGUUGCACCAGACCUGUUCGACGAAGCCCACGCCAUGCACGCGCUCUGCAUUGCCGACCAGGUGCUUCGCGGUCCUCAGGGCAUGGCAACUCUGGACCCGGCGGACCUUAAUUACAGACCUUACUACGUGAACAGCGAAGACAGCACCGACUUUGCAACAUCAAAGGGCAGGAACUACCAUCAAGGACCGGAGUGGUUGUGGCCGACAGGAUUCUUCCUGCGCGCGCUGCUCAAGUUCCUUCUCAAACGCACACAUUCGGCUGAAGAUGGUGAGAGCGCGGCCACCGAGGCGUUCCAGCAGGUCACAAGGCGUCUGAUGGGCUGCAAGGCCAUGAUCAAAGAGAGCCCUUGGGCUGGUCUGCAGGAGCUGACACAGAAAGAUGGUGGAUUCUGUGGAGAUUCGUGCCCAACACAGGCUUGGUCGGCUAGCUGCCUCAUUGACCUCUACAUGGAUGCGGACGAAGAGCAGGCCAGGAUGCAAAAGGGUGUCGGCGUUAACGGGUCGUCGCAAAAGAACUAGGUGGCUUUUUGUCAGAAUUGCAAAGCUCAGCGGACAUUUGUCUUGGCAUGAUGGCGUCUGGGUGAGUGUUACUUGAAGGCUUUGCCUGAUGUUGUCCUCGUCAUUUCUAUCUUGCAUGCAUAUUACCGCAUGUACCAUAAAGAGGCAUUAUUGUUACUUGAGGCUUGGGAUAUGGUUCUAGGGAAAGGUUGAAGGGACGGAAAUUCAGAUAACAGAAAAAAAGGCGGAUCCCAGAGUGUUUAUAUCACUUUACGCAUAUGAUAUAUAAUUACUAGUAUGAAUUCUUGCCCUAAUUGGUGUUUUGGGACAGUUGAUGGCUGUCAAAGUUAUUCUGUGUGACUAUCC
Pyricularia oryzae 70-15 is the source of this 6689-nucleotide messenger RNA. RefSeq names its product glycogen debranching enzymye. The transcript has 3 exons. Gene Ontology annotation, biological process: glycogen catabolic process. Gene Ontology annotation, molecular function: 4-alpha-glucanotransferase activity; amylo-alpha-1,6-glucosidase activity. The record is from RefSeq and is a predicted model, not a curated record. The coding region runs from base 1578 to 6344 and encodes 1588 amino acids. Lineage: Eukaryota; Fungi; Ascomycota; Sordariomycetes; Magnaporthales; Pyriculariaceae.